AGGAGGAGUUAAAGGGCUUUCAAUUGGAUUAUUGAUUGAAUGUGUUUUGCAAACCAAGUCUUCAUUUAUUCAUUAUUUAAGACUUUUCAUCACAUUUUGUAAUCACUUUUUGGUCCUAAUAUUGCGGAACAAUGUCUCGACAGACCCAGAAGAAUGUGGAGUCCAAGAACAAAGUGAGUUGCGAUUUAUUUACUCUCACUUAUGGCUCACUUGUGGCACAACUCAUCAAAGACUACGACACCACCGAAGACGUGAACAAACAAUUGGACAGAAUGGGUUAUAACAUAGGCUUACGACUAGUGGAGGACUUUCUGGCGAAAACCAAUUCGAGUCGAUGUCAUGACAUGAAAGAGACGGCCGAUAAGAUACAGUCGGCCUUCAAGAUGUAUUUGGGUAUCAGUCCAUCGGUGGCCAACUGGUCCGCAGCCAACGACGAGUUCUCACUACUCAUUGACAGCAACCCUCUCACCGAAUACGUGGAACUGCCCGACCAUAUGAGUCAACUCAAGUACUCCAACAUAUUGCCCGGUGUUAUCAGGGGUGCCCUCGAAAUGGUGCAGAUCGAGGUGCAGGUGUGGUUCGUUCAGGACUGCCUUAAGGGCGACUCCACCACUGAAUUGAGAAUCAAAUUUAUCCGCAAAUUAGAGGACGCCUUACCCGCCGGUGAAGACUAACUCCAUUUCCAUUCAUAUGAAAAAAGAUCUUUAAUUUUUAUAUUAAAAUUUGUUUUUUAAUUUAAAUUAAAAUAAUUCGCUAAGAAUUGGUUCGAUAUUUAAGAUAUCAUUGAAUAAAUAAAAUAAAAUCAAUUUUGUUAUAUACCUGUAAUAAAAA
Oppiella nova is the source of this 831-nucleotide messenger RNA. The record is from the annotation of a GenBank genome assembly. Lineage: Eukaryota; Metazoa; Arthropoda; Arachnida; Sarcoptiformes; Oppiidae.